Hymenoscyphus albidus is the source of this 878-nucleotide messenger RNA. The record is from the annotation of a GenBank genome assembly. Lineage: Eukaryota; Fungi; Ascomycota; Leotiomycetes; Helotiales; Helotiaceae.
AUGCUCUGGAAAUCCUUUGCUUUGGCUGCUCCAACAUCAGAGGAUGAACUUAGUGUGACCAAGCCAGGUCGCACCACCAACCAAACUGGAAUCAUUUUCAUUUUUACCAGCCAGGGAGCACAGUAUGCGAGCAUGAGGCAUGGUGUAAUGCAAUUUCCUAUAUUUAAGGCAAUUCUCGCAAAGCCCAACGAAAUCUUUGCGGAAUUGGGUUGCACCUGGUCGCCAAUAGGUAAGGUCCUUAUCACAGCAAACUCAUCAGAUCAUUUGAGUCUAAUCACAAAGUGUGGGGUGAGCUCAAAGAAGCUCAUAAUAUCUUGCGACUUGAAUAUAGUCAAGCACUUUAUACAGCUUUACAGAUCACACUUGUAGAGUUAUCGAAAGCAGUGGGCAUUACUCCAUCAGCCGUCGUAGGACAUAGUUCCCGGGGAAAUCGCGGCAGCGUAGGUCUUUCCUCCAUAUUUCUUAUCAUCUUCCAAGCUAAAUAUGGUAGGUAUACAAUUGGAGCAUUGUCAAUUGAAUCGUUUUCUACAGUUGCUUAUCACAGGGGUCUACUGGCUGGUAGAUGGGCUGCUACUACGGCUGUUCCGGGGCGAUGAUUCUCGUCAAUAUUGCUGGGGAAGAGGUUUCCGGAUAUCUCCAGCAGAAACUUGGAGAUUGAGGAGCACAUCUGAACUUACCAAUUGCCUGCAUCAUUAGUACCUUGAAUGUGACAAUAUCAGGCGACGAACACUGCCAUCGAUACCUUGAAAGACAAGCUUGAUGAAGAUGGGACUUUUGCUGUCAAACUGAAGACAGGUGUUACAUACCAUUCCCAUGCUAUGGAGACAAUUUCUUCCGAUUAUCUCACUCUUAUGGGAUUACUUGAGCCAAAAUCAUAG